GUGAACCCUAGGCACAGGAAGGCCAAGAACAAGGGUCAGGGUAUGGUGAUAGGAAUUGACUUGCAGACCAUCCAUCCACUGCCUGGUGCCACUCUGCUAGGUGGGAGAGACUUCACCUCACCACAGACACAGCAGCAAAUACUGGAACUCCUCAGCAGCAGAAAGAUUGAUGUUGUGCUGUCAGAUAUGGCACCAAAAGCUUCAGGCAUAAAAGACUUGGACCAUGAGAACAUCAUCAGACUGGCCUAUGCUGCUCUUGGGUUUGCUAUUCAGAACACAGCAGAGGGAGGCAGCUUCUUGUGCAAGGUGUGGGAAGGGUUCCUGAUACAGCAGCUGAUCAGUGACAUGAAGAAAUCAUUUAGGACAGUGAAGGUUGUGAAGCCACCAGCAAGUAGGGGAGAUUCAUCUGAAAAAUUCUUGGUUGGGAAAGAAUUAUUCUAUGAGCCAGACACAUGAUACAGUAUGUGACAGUGCAUAAAGGGCCUAUCACACAGCAAAAUUUCCAUUCUUCAGUCAGACCCAGGAUUACCGCUGGUAUGGUCCUCAUUAUUGACAAUUGACAGGGUAUCCAUAGUCUUCUAAUGCUAUAGUAGAUUUCACCAGAGGACCACAAUUUUUGUUUUGAUACCCUGUUGAAUACUGAUGACUAAUAUAAACAAUAUGACUAAUGAGAGAAACAUGAUGCACUAUGAAAAUGCUUGAUGCAAGUCACUGGUGUUUUGCUUAAUAUUAGUUAGCCAUGGAGUAUGGUAACAUGUCUGCAAAGGUCGUGGUAAAGUCAUGCUUGUUUCCCAUUUAAUGAUAUUUGUGUUUAAUUUACAUCUAGGACAGCAGCUGUUUCAUUCAAUUUAAAAACAUUGUUUGGCACACCAGACACACUAUUUGCCUUUUUUAUACCUAUAUUGGGAGGUGUAGCAGAGAAGUAAAGGGUAAACCUUGGUUAGUCUGGGAAAAUAGCUAAUUUGGGACAGCUCUAGAACAGAGCCUCAAACUUUUUUUUUCCUUUUUUUCUUUUUUUACUUAGUGAUGCACUAAAGGUACAUUUUGGAUUUUGACAUCCCUGUAGUUAGUGUAGUGUGGGUCUACUAAAAGGCUCAAACUUAAGAAUACAUACCUAUCAAGGAAAAUUAGGCAGCAUGCUUUAGUGAUAAUCAUGGCUCACAAGUAUCUUUGGCUCUUAGAGCCAAAGAUACUAAGUUUUGAUGGCCAACUUGUAUUGCACUGAUGAAUACCUUUAAUUUUAUGAAACAUGCCUUGUUUUCUUAUAUGCUAGAAACUGACUGAAGAAAAUGUAAAUUGGCAGCUCUCAUUCUAUGGGAACAAGAGGUCAUUCAAUUUGAAUAAAGUAUGCUUUUCUCU
This is a messenger RNA of Scylla paramamosain (green mud crab), 1359 nucleotides long. RefSeq names its product rRNA methyltransferase 2, mitochondrial-like. The transcript is spliced from 4 exons. NCBI's taxonomy places the organism in Eukaryota, Metazoa, Arthropoda, Malacostraca, Decapoda, Portunidae. Gene Ontology annotation, cellular component: mitochondrion. Gene Ontology annotation, biological process: RNA methylation. The coding region runs from base 43 to 456 and encodes 137 amino acids. The record is from RefSeq and is a predicted model, not a curated record. Gene Ontology annotation, molecular function: rRNA (uridine-2'-O-ribose)-methyltransferase activity.